AUGGCGGCCGCCAGUGAAUUCCCUUCUGAACUUUCUACACGUCCUCUUGGGCUGAUUGGGCUCACAGGACUUGAYAUUGCUCAAAAACCCUUACAUAGAGCAAUAUGGGAAUCUUUCUCGGUAAAYAGAAGACCUGACCGUGUGCCUCUUUCCUUUAAACUUCUCCCCAUUGAUAACGAAUAUCCGAAGGCAAAACCCAAGCGAACUUCAUAUGAAUGGUACAUCCCUAAGGGAAUUCUCAAAGCAAAAUGGAUGAAUAAACACUUAGAUCAAGUACCAGCCCUGGUCGUGGUGUUUUAUGAACUCGACUGGGAUAAUGCUCAAUGGAAAGAGAAGCAAUCAGAAUGUGCAGCUCAAGUACGGCAAGUCAGGACAAGUCUCCAGGGGCGUAACACCAAAGUUGCAGUUGUAUUGAUUCAAAAGAAUGCUCCCUUGCCACCAGGCGAGGAUAUGCAGGCAGCAGAAAGGGCRGCAGCACUGUGCUCUGCUUGUGAUCUUUCUGCCAAAUCUUUAUUUGUGUUACAAAAAACUGAUCAUCUGUUUGGCUACACUAUUAGAUUAGAAAAUGCAUUCUAUGAGCUUGCUCAGAGCUAUUACCAUGGAGAAGCCAGAAGAGUGAAGUCACACAAGGAAUUUCUUAAUAAGUCAAUACACCAGCUUCUUUUAGCACGUCACCAAAUAAAAGUUGCAUUUUUCAAUGAGCUUAGACAAGAUCCCCACGCAGCAGUCAAGCACUACCGUCAAGCUUACAAUUUGUUGACAGAAAUCAAACUCACUGAUGUUAAUGUUCUUGAAGUGAAAGUUGUUGCYGGUUUCAUAAACUACAAAAUUUGCAGGCUCAGCUUUCAAGCCUCUGCACCACUUGAUGCCAUUUCACAGUUCAGAAAACAUGUUGACAUGUGGAAGGAGAAGGCUGGUUGUCCUGAACUUGCAUUUGAACAUUCUGCAUGGCUUUCAAAACAAUUUUCCUUGUUUGGUGAUUUGUUUGAUGAAGCAAUUAGAAAUGGACUCACUGCUCUUCAGACUCAACAUCCAGGAUUUUACUAUCAACAAGCAGCCAAUAAUGCUAUCGUAAGAAGGCAACUUUGUGAAGGUCUCUGCCAUCCUAAUACACCAYUAUCCAUGGAUCCUUUAGAACAAGCUGGUAAACUUGAAUUCUAUGGGCAAAGACCUUGGAGGCAAGGGUUUCAAGGUGAAAAACCUCUUGAUGCCUCACUAGAACAAAAUGGAAUUAUUGCUCUACAGACACAGGAACUGAUGGUGGAUCACUCAUGGAUUAUCAUCCCUCUUCUAAGCAGUGCAGUAGCUCAGUUCAAGAAAUACAAAUCUCCCAGAAUGAAAAGAUACCUAAUGGUUCAGAUGGGAGAAGAGUAUUAYCACGCAAGAGACUACAGCAAGGCAUUAAUGUUACUUGGGAGGGUGAYGUGGGAUUUUAGACAUGAAAGAUGGUGGUCACUUCUGACUUCAGUACUGAUAACAUCUCUGAGGUGUGCGUAUCUAGUGGGAAAUGUACAAGAGUAUGUAACAUUAUCACUGGACUUGAUGGGGCAAUAUGCUUUAAAUUCACCAGAGGAAAAAACUAGAGUUCAAAUGAACCUCAUCCAUGUUAUUUCGAAUGAAUGUCCAGAACCUGAACCAGGUUGUGACCCAGAUGCUGUUGAAGAAGCAAAAGAAAUCUGGAAAACAUUGACCCAGCAAACUGGCCAAGUAGUGACAGUACAGAUGGAUCAACUAGCUGCAUUUGUUGAAUGUAAAGCUGUUUUUGAUUCACCGUCUGUCCAUGCUGACAAUGCUAUACUGCUACAUGUACAUCUAAGGGUGACAUGUCCUUUUCCUAUUCAUUUCAACAAGCUGGCUGUAUAUUUUAGCAAUCAGGCGUACAACCAAUAUUGCUGCAUUGAUACGAAUGGUGAAGGACAUGAAGGAAGUGGAGGGCUGUACCUUUUACCAGCCAAAACUAAAGUSAUCCCCUUUAAAUUCUUUCCUCAACCGGAGGAUGUUGGCAAAAUAUUACAGAUAUCUUCAAUAGCAUUAGAAAUAGGAUCUCCACAAAAACGCUGUGGGUUGUUAGUAUGGAAUGGCGGUGGAAGUGAAGGAAGAAGUAUUGUUAACUUCUUUGAUAAGCACGGACAUAAAGGUUCUGAUAUAGAAGAUCAGUUGGACUGGGAGUCAUUACAGAUUGUCUCUAGUCUUCAAAUCAAUCCUCGUGAGCCUAACAUGGAGCUUGAGCUUGAACAUGACACUCCAGCUCUUGUGAAUGAAUUUUUUAAGCUUAAACUGAAAGUAAAGAGUCUUGAAGAAGAAGMAGAUCCAAAAGACUUGAAAAUCUGGUUUGGUUUCCAAGAAGAACAUGACCCAAGUAUAGUUGAYAUAAGUACCAUUUGUCUUGAGCCACCAGCAACUGGGCAAGAUGCUACAAUACAAAGCCACGUCUUYUUUCAUCGAGAGGGACUGGAUGGAAAGGAGUUGGAGCAGAUUUAUUACGUAAGAUGUGCUCAAGUAGGAAGCCGGGCGUUAGUAGCAAAGGUUACGUAUUCCAUUAAUGUGUCAUCUGGAGAAGACUCGACCUCCAUUCAAUGCACGUGUGUCAAAGAACAAAAACUCAUCACCAAGACUGUUAUGCCGUUUGAUAUUUCAUUAUCGUUAACAAGUCUUAGACUUGAACGCCUUGAUCAAGUCAGUGAAGAAGAACCAUUCCUAUUGCUAGCCAGUAUCAAGUGUACUUCGCCUUGGCCCGUUACUAUGGUGACGACAAGACUUAAUCUAUCAUCCGAAGUAGAUUUUGUCAGAGAAAAAAUGGAGUCACAGCUUGAAGGAGUUUUACUGCAGCAAGGAGAAAGUGCAUCGGAGUGUUACUGCUUGGCGGCUCGCGAAGGCAGUAGCUAUCACAAGGUUGUCAAUAUUGGUAGUCUAGUUCUUGAGUGGCGUAGAGCUUCAUCGCCUUUAGACUGCCCAGCUGUCAUCACUGAGCUUACCUUCCCGUCAGUCACUGUGGAGAGCGUACCAUUCUUUAUACAUACAGAAUUACCAUGUUAUGGAUGUGUGCAAACGUUAUUACCAAUGUCCUAUGUUAUUCACAACCGUACACUACAAGUACAGGAAGUUGAAGUCACCAUUGAACCAAGCGAUGCUUUUAUGUUUUCUGGACAAAAACAGGUCCAGUUCAGGCUCCUUCCAGGCUCAGAUCACAGAUUAUCCUAUAAUUUAUAUCCACUUGUCCCAGGACACGUGACUCUUCCAAAACUCCAUUUGAAUUUACCUCGUUUUCAAACAAGYUGGGACGAGCAUGCGCAAAAAAUGAUCCCAACGCACGUCUUCAUCAAGCCUCGGAGCAAACCGGUCUCUAGUGGCAUCACGGAGUAAACUUGAAUGGUUGCUAUCCCAUAUCAGACGUACCUCAUCACAAGCAAGUCGUCAUUAUCAUUAUCAUCAAAGAGUCAGACCACGCGAAAUAAUAAAUCAAUUGUAAAUAUUAAACUUUUUACGCUAGCUAGUCUAGGUAUUAAACAAAAGAUCUAACUAUAUACCAAUCAUAUAUGACCUCGAAUAGAUUCUUUGUACAGUUUCUUUUAAAAAAAAAUGCGGUUUGUUUACGGAAAUUUACUCGGUUCGGACGGGAAAAAAAGCUCAUACGAGUUCCUUGUGAACCAGCAGAAACACUUGUUUAACGAGUUUGCUGAUUUUACGAAAUUGUGAAAUAAUUGCUAAUUUACAUAAAUGUAUUAGAUUAGAUUGGUUCAUAUCGGACUGUGGAACAAUUACUAUUUCGAUACUACUUGGUUAGUGUUUAAAGGGGAAGUAAAUGAGUGGUCAAAAUUUCA
Molecule: messenger RNA, 3821 nt
Organism: Exaiptasia diaphana
Lineage: Eukaryota; Metazoa; Cnidaria; Anthozoa; Actiniaria; Aiptasiidae
Product: trafficking protein particle complex subunit 11
Exons: 34
Coding region: 1-3363 (1120 amino acids)
Source: RefSeq, a predicted model, not a curated record